UGUUUUUUUAAUUUUGACCAAGCACGUGUGUUUUGGUUUUGCCGUGCUGCAAAGAUAUCUUAAAUUGUUUGAAAGGCACGCGAUUUAGUCAACAAAUCAUGCCGAAAGUACGCAGCACAACGGGCAAGCCCCGUACCCAGGGGUUCAAUCAUUCAAACCACUCGAUGAACCCAGAACGGCCUAAGGAAGGACUCAAAGGUGUUGCGCACCCCCGUACGAAGGGGACCAUUAAGCGGCUCCAGAUGUAUCGCAACUUCAAGGCCAAGCGAGAUCGUACCGGCAAGAUCAUCUGUCCGGCUCCGUUCCAGGGUCGCCUGCCUGCUGGUUCAAUGGCCAGAGUGGAGCCCACACCCAAGUGGUUCAGCAACUCCCGCGUGAUAUCCCAAACAGCUCUUCAAAAGUUCCAGGAUGAGAUUGGCAAGGCCGUCAAGGAUCCGUAUCAAGUCAUCAUGAAGCCAUCCCAGCUGCCAGUAACGCUACUCAAUGAGGCUUCCAAAUACAAGCGUGUCCACCUCUUGGACACAGAAAGCUUUGACAGUGUAUUCGGGCCAAAGAAGCAGCGCAAACGUGUCAGCCUUAAGGUGCGUGAUCUGGAGGAUUUGAGCAAGGCUGCCGACGAGCAGGCGGAUAAAUAUGACUCAACCAAGGACAUAGAUCUGAUACGCGAAGACACGGGCGAAAAGAAGGCCGUGCGAGAUUGGGUAUUCGGUGCUGGAGGUAGCAGGCGUAUCUGGAACGAGCUGCACAAGGUCGUAGACGCUUCCGAUGUCCUGCUGCAGGUCUUGGAUGCCCGUGAUCCCAUGGGCACACGCUCCAAAUACAUCGAGGAGUUUCUGCGCAAAGAGAAGCCGCACAAGCACUUGUUCUUCAUUCUGAACAAAGUGGAUCUGGUGCCUGUGUGGGUCACACAGCGUUGGGUGGCCAUCCUCAGUGCUGAGUAUCCCACAAUCGCGUUUCAUGCCUCUAUGCAGCAUCCUUUUGGCAAAGGCGCCCUCAUCAAUCUGUUCCGUCAGUUGGGUAAACUGCAUUUGGACAAGAAGCAAAUCAGUGUGGGAUUUAUUGGCUACCCGAAUGUUGGAAAGUCCUCGGUUAUCAAUGCCCUGCGCUCGAAGAAGGUCUGCAAGGUGGCACCCAUUGCCGGAGAGACGAAAGUGUGGCAGUACAUAACGCUAAUGAAGCGCAUAUUCCUGAUCGAUUGCCCCGGCGUGGUGUACCCCACGGCUGAGACGGACACGGAAAAGGUGCUCAAGGGUGUGGUGCGUGUAGAGUUGGUCACCAAUCCGGAGGACUAUGUGGACACUGUGCUGCAGCGUGUACGCAAGGAGUACAUUGCCAAAAACUACAAAAUCGAUGACUGGACCUCGCCGAAACACUUCCUCGAGCAGCUGGCCAAGAAGUCCGGCAAGUUGUUGAAGGGAGGCGAGCCAGACGUUACCGUGACAUCCCGCAUGGUGCUCAAUGACUGGCAGAGAGGCAAGCUUCCCUUCUAUGUGCCACCUGAAGGUUUUGCCACUCCAAAAUCACAGGAGGGUAAGAUAGUAGAAGAGCCAACUGGCGACGAUGCGAACUCAGAUGCCAGGUCCGAGGCUCCAACCUUUGUAAGCGAGUCGGUCAAGAGGGCUCGAGAGUUUAAGCAGAUUCAGGACUUCCGAAAGAUUCGAGUGGGCUUGGAAUACGAGCAGCAGGAUGUCAAGGAGCUUGAUCACAUCGACUUGGAGCUUUUGGAGCAGCAGAAAACAGAACGGGCGGCCCGCAAAAAGGCUCGUCAGCUCGCCGAUGAGGAGGAAGAAUCGAGCGAUGGAGCCAGCGAUUUCUACUCUGAAGAUGAGUACAAUGAUGAUUUGCAGCGUGUUGUCCACAAGAAGGCCAAGACAAAGAAGGUCCAACAGCUGGCCAUCACAUCGUCUGGAAAGUUCCGCGUGGCCAAGGUCCAGCCAGGUGACUCUGAUGACAUGGGCGAUAGUUCCGACGAUGCCGCCGGUCCCAGCAGUGCGAAGGCUCCGCGCCUGACGGCCAAACAGAAGCGUGCCUUGGAACGCAACCAGAAACGCAAGAAGAUCGGCAGCAACUUCUACGAGAUGACCAACGUGAAGAAUCGCAAUCGCAACAAGAAAAGGGACACGUAAUGUUUACACUCUAGGCUAUAUUCUGUUGCAAGAAAGAAUUACACGUUAAGCACCCCAAUAAAAUGAUUGAUCUGACCCUA
Molecule: messenger RNA, 2206 nt
Organism: Drosophila subobscura
Lineage: Eukaryota; Metazoa; Arthropoda; Insecta; Diptera; Drosophilidae
Gene: Ns2
Product: nucleolar GTP-binding protein 2
Exons: 3
Coding region: 99-2126 (675 amino acids)
Cellular component (GO): nucleolus
Molecular function (GO): GTP binding
Source: RefSeq, a predicted model, not a curated record